Molecule: messenger RNA, 1773 nt
Organism: Solanum verrucosum
Lineage: Eukaryota; Viridiplantae; Streptophyta; Magnoliopsida; Solanales; Solanaceae
Exons: 2
Coding region: 1-1773 (590 amino acids)
Source: RefSeq, a predicted model, not a curated record
AUGAGUUCAAAUCGUCAAUGGAUGUACAAAAGAUUAGCCAAAGGUCUAUAUGAUCCUGAAUUCAUAAGGGGUGUACAACAUUUUAUUGAGUUUGCUAUGAGUCAUCCAGAAGGGAGGGACGGUGAGAGACUAAGGUGCCCAUGUAACCGAAAGAAAUGUCAAAAUAGAAACUUUGAAAAUGUUCAUACUGUCCAUGGUCAUUUAUUAAAAGAAGGUUUUGUACCGGGAUAUCAUGUAUGGUACUUGCAUGGAGAAAAUGAAGUUGCGAGAAGCAUAGAUCAAGAUGAAAGGAUACCACGGGAUCAUACUAUGAAUAACCUACCCGUGAAUGUUGGUGCAUUUGAUGAUCCUACACCUACUACAUCAUAUCAUAGAAUGGUUCAUGAGGCUGCUGGUCCCGCAUUUGUUCCAGAUGAUAUGGAAGAAUUACCUAAUCCUGAUGCACAAAGUUUUUAUGAUAUGCUUGAUUCUGCAAAUCAAGAAGUGUGGCCUGGUUGUGAAACACACUCAAAAUUAUCAGCUGUUUCUUGGUUGUUGCACAUCAAGACUGAACACCACCUCUCUGAUAGAUGUUUUGAUGAAAUUUGUCAGUAUAUGAGUGAGAUGCUUCCGCCUGAUAAUGUGAUGCCAAAAAAUUUCUAUGAAACUAAAAAGUUAAUGAGGGGAAUGAACAUGCCAGUUGAAAAAAUUCAUACUUGUGUCAAUGCCUGCAUGAUUUACUGGGGAGAGGAUAGCGAGCUUGUAAAUUGCAAAUUUUGUAGUCAUCCCAGGUACAAGCCUACAAGACAAAGAUUUGUUUCAAAGAAAAAUCUUGUACCAUUUAAACAGAUGUAUUACUUUCCUCUUACUCCACGACUUCAACGACUGUAUGCUUCCAAAGCAACUGCUUCUCACAUGCAAUGGCAUGCUGAACAUGAAGUUGAGGAAGGUGUAAUGCGUCACUGUUCAGAUGCACCUGCCUGGAAGCACUUUGAUAAGAAGCAUCCAUCUUUUUCAGAGGAAAGUCGUAAUGUUAGAUUGGGGCUAUCAACAGAUGGGUUUCAACCAUUUGGACAAACGGGGAAACAAUAUUCAUCUUGGCCAGUAAUAGUGACACCAUACAACUUGCCUCCUUGGAUGUGUAUGAAAGAUCCCUAUUUAUUUUUGUCAGUUAUAGUUCCUGGGCCAAAGAAUCCUAAGCAGCAACUAGAUGUUUUCUUGCAGCCUUUGAUUGCUGAAUUGAAGAAUCUAUGGAAUAUAGGUGUCAACACAUACGAUAUCUCUACGAAGCAAAAUUUCAAAAUGCGAGCUGCUUUGAUGUGGACAAUCAGUGACUUUCCUGCAUAUUCAAUGUUGUCUGGAUGGAGUACUGCAGGCAGGCUAGCAUGUCCAUAUUGUAUGGAGAAUUCUGAUGCUUUUACUUUGACAAAAGGUGGUAAGCAGUCCUGGUUUGACAACCAUCGUAAGUUUCUGCCACUGAAUCAUCCAUAUAGAAAAGAUAAGAGCUCAUUUAGAAAGAAUAGAGUAGUAACCAUGCAGCCUACCCCAUUCCGGUCAGGUGAAGAUGUCUUAAAGGAGAUAGAAGAACUGGGACUUAAAAAGGUAACAGAACUUGGGGCUGAUAUUAUUAAUCAUCGGAUUAGUAGGUUUUCUGAUUGGAAGAAGAGAAGCAUAUUCUGGGAUUUGCCAUAUUGGAGUACCAAUCUCAUUCGGCAUAAUCUAGAUAUGAUGCACAUUGAGAAGAACUUCUUUGAGAAUGUGUUCAACACAGUGCUGGAUGUAGAUGUUUCCUGA